This is a messenger RNA of Ornithodoros turicata, 3310 nucleotides long. Its product is annotated as zinc finger protein 883-like. Gene Ontology annotation, cellular component: nucleus. The coding region runs from base 527 to 2389 and encodes 620 amino acids. The record is from RefSeq and is a predicted model, not a curated record. NCBI's taxonomy places the organism in Eukaryota, Metazoa, Arthropoda, Arachnida, Ixodida, Argasidae. Gene Ontology annotation, biological process: regulation of gene expression. The transcript has 9 exons.
AGCUGCCUGCUUUGCUGUGUGCGCGUCUUUUGUUGGCUGUGCUUCACUCAUGCUUCACAUGUUCUGCUGCUACUCACCGUCUCGUGGAUUAGACACAACAUAUUGGCGACGAGCUGGACGUACGAUCCACCAUCUCCGGAAAGAAUUCUCACGGCAGUACAGUAACAACUUCGUGGGAUAUGGCAACACGCAUUGCUCAAUGCUAACAUACUGAUCCAGGAUAUUCUGUGACGAGCAACAAUUGGGGAAGCACCUGGAACAGAACAACCUCAAGGAACAGGACACAGACACCCGUGCACAAGCAAGUGUGAAAAACGAGGCUUCAUCUUCAGAAAACAAGUACCCCUCUCUGGCGUGUCUUCUGUCCUGACUGGGAACCCUCGAAGACGGCCUCUCUGAAGACCCCCGAAGACAGGCCCUCUGGGGACAAAUACCAACAGUUUACUCCCCACGAAGGAAGAGGCGAGAGAUCCUUGUGUCCUUGAGUGAUCAAGCUCCAGCCUCUCGGAUUCACAAUCCUGAAGAGAUGCAGCUCUCACCAGAGUUCAGUGGUCAGAUCGUGAAAGUGAAGUCGGAGCCACCUGAUUUUGCCUGCCUGCCAGAAGAGGGCCAGGUACAGCAACAGCAGUGCAGCGAGCCUUCACCAGGAGGUGAUGCUGAUGGAGUGACAUCUGGUACGUGUCACAUUAAAGAAGAACGUCGAGAGGAAUCUUCCAAUGAACAUCCAAUCAUAGAAGUGAAGACAGAGCCUUACAAUGUUGCAAUCACAACAGAGCUGGACCAGAUGGGACGCAACUGUGAUUCAAUACCUGAAGACGCAAGAGGGAACACUGAUACGCUCCAUAUUAAGGACAAGCCUAAAGGCACUUGUGAUCAAGAAUACUCUAGUUGCGCUUCUUCAGGUGCACAGUUCAGCACAACAACAGUUGAACUGCAGCCCGACGGCACUGCACUAUUCACUAUGAAUGACCAACCCGCUGAGCGACAUCGAGACCAGAGCAAGCCACGUGCACUCGCAUGCAUGUCGAAUGCCAGCCUCGAAUGCCACAUGUUUGCAGAGUGUCACAAUGAGUCUGAAAAGUGUUCCACUCCUCCUCCGACGGAUAUACAGAUGGGAGAGAAGGGUUCUGGGUGCAACAUCUAUCCCUCUGCAUUCUCGUGGUCACGAAGUGACGACAACCAUGUGGCGAAGCAUACUGAGAAGAGGCCAUACAAGUGCGAUGUCUGCCCUGCGGAGUUCAGUCAGGGCGGGCACCAACGGCAGCACAAGCGAGCACACACGGGAGAGAAGCCAUACAAGUGCGAUGUCUGCUCUGCGGAGUUCAGUCUGGGCGGGAACCUACGGCAGCACAAGCGAGCACACAUGGGAGAGAAGCCAUACAAGUGCGAUGUCUGCCCUGCGGAGUUCAGUCAUAGCGGGAACCUACGGCGGCACAAGCGAGCACACACGGGAGAGAAGCCAUACGAGUGCGAUGUCUGCCCUGCGGAGUUCAGUCAGGGCGGGCACCUACGGCAGCACAAGCGAGCACACACGGGAGAGAAGCCAUACAAGUGCGAUGUCUGCCCUGCGGAGUUCAGUCAUGGCGUGCACCUACGGCAGCACAAGCGAGCACACACGGCAGAGAAGCCAUACAAGUGCGAUGUCUGCCCUGCGGAGUUCAGUCAGGGCGUGCACCUACGGCAGCACAAGCGAGCACACACGGCAGAGAAGCCAUACAAGUGCGAUGUCUGCCCUGCGGAGUUCAGUCAGGGCGUGCACCUACGGCAGCAGAAGCGAACACACACUGAAGAGAAGCCAUACAAGUGUGAUGUCUGCCCUGCGGAGUUCAGUUGGGGCGGAAACCUACGGCGGCACAAGCGAGCACACACGGGCGAGAAGCCAUACAAGUGCCACCUCUGCCACGCAGAGUUCAGCCGCAGCGGGCCCCUACAGCAACACAAGCGGACACACACGGGGGAGAAGCCAUACAAGUGUGACGUUUGCCACGCAAAGUUUAGUUACAACGGGAAUCUACAGCAGCACAAGCGGACACACACGGGUGAGAAGCCAUACAAGUGUGAUGUCUGCCACGCAAAGUUUAGCUACAACGGGAAUCUACAGCAGCACAAGCGGACACACACGGGCGAGAAGCCAUACAAGUGUGAAGUCUGCCAUGCAGAGUUCAGCCUGAUCGGGCACCUACAGCAGCACAAGCGGACACACACGGGCGAGAAGCCAUACAAGUGCGAUGUCUGCCAUGCAGAGUUCAGCAGGGGCGGGAACCUACAACAGCACAUGCGGAUACACACGGGCGAGAAGCCAUACAAGUGCCAUCUCUGCCACGCAGAGUUCAGACAGCGCGGGACCUUGUCACGUCACAAGCGAACACACACGGCUGAGCAGCCAUAAAAUUGCAACCUCUGUCCUGCAGUGUUCAUCCACAACCCAAACUUGCGGUGUGAAACAUGUGCAGUCCCUGUCGUGUAGAAUAUCACGCCUACUGCAGUGAGAAACCACAAAGGAGCGUUCUCUGUUCUGAUGAGGCGAUAAAUACGACGGAGCACUCGUCUGAUGGCCCGGGUCGUCCUCUUUCACUUGGCAGCCACGUUGCCCGCCUACUGGAGCACUUCAGAAGCCAGGAAUUUGAGCACGGCUACGACGUAAACCCGGGCGCCUCCUCCUAGACGUUCGGCAAACGAGCCUUGGGUAUGAGGCGAUAAAUACGACGGAGCACUCGUCUGAUGGCCCGGGUCGCCCUGUUUCACUUGGCAGCCACGUUGCCCGCCUACUGGAGCACUUCAGAAGCCAGGGAUUUGAGCACGGCUACGACGUAAACCCGGGCGCCUCCUCCUAGACGUUCGGCAAACGAGCCUUGGGUAUGAGGCGAUAAAUACGACGGAGCACUCGUCUGAUGGCCCGGGUCGCCCUGUUUCACUUGGUAGUGCCAGCUUGUCCACGCCUUUAUAUGUUGACGCUGGACAGGUUAAAGACAAACUGCCAGCAUAGAACGGCUAGGUCGAGACAGUGAUAGGGGAUAAUCCUCGUCUCAUUUCAGGCAGCCACGUUGCCCGCCUACUGGAGCACUUCAGAAGCCAGGAAUUUGAGCACGGCUACGACGUAAACCCGGGCGCCUCCUCCUAGACGUUCGGCAAACGAGCCUUGGGUAUGAGGCGAUAAAUACGACGGAGCACUCGUCUGAUGGCCCGGGUCGUCCUCUUUCACUUGGUAGUGCCAGCUUGUCCACGCCUUUAUAUGUUGACGCUGGACAGGAGGCAGCCACGUUGCCCGCCUACUCGAGCACUUCAGAAGCCAGGAAUUUGAGCACGGCUA